Molecule: messenger RNA, 1789 nt
Organism: Arabidopsis arenosa
Lineage: Eukaryota; Viridiplantae; Streptophyta; Magnoliopsida; Brassicales; Brassicaceae
Source: the annotation of a GenBank genome assembly
AGCUUCCAGUUUUGAACUUGAUCCAUAUGCAACUGGGUUCCGAUUAUAAUACUGUAGAAUGUCUUUGUUAGUAAAAACCUGGCAGUGAAAUUGGAGUUUUUAAAAGAUCUUUGGUUGGUUCUGUGGUUUCAGAAUGGCAGCUUAUGUUUCUCCCUGUUUAACUCCUCCGGAUUCUCGGGUGCUCACUGUUCUAAGAAAGAGUGUGUUACCGGAAAAUCAUCUAGGCACCAGGGUUGGUUGCUUUAGAAUGAGUGAAGGUACUAAAAGAUAUCGUGUUGUUACUGCUCAUAAAUCCGAGUCUUCGUCAAUUAGAAACUCUCUGAAUUCUCAUAGUCCAAGCCAUUUCCAAAGCCAAGAUUCUUUCUUGAAUCUCCACCCUGAGAUAUCAAUGCUCAACCCAAGAAAAGAAACUUCUAGUGUUCCCAUUACUGAGGAUUUGGAUGAGUUAUCUACUCCAAACACUUACAAUGAGGCAAGGAUAAAAGUUAUCGGGGUUGGAGGUGGUGGGUCAAACGCUGUGAAUCGCAUGAUUGAGAGUGAGAUGAUUGGUGUGGAGUUUUGGAUUGUAAAUACCGAUAUUCAAGCAAUGAGAAUGUCUCCGGUUUUCCCAGACAAUAGGUUACAGAUUGGUAAGGAGUUGACUAGAGGUUUAGGUGCUGGAGGUAAUCCAGAGAUUGGAAUGAAUGCUGCUACAGAAAGCAAAGAAGCUAUCCAAGAAGCGCUUUAUGGUUCAGAUAUGGUCUUUGUCACAGCUGGAAUGGGUGGUGGAACCGGCACAGGCGGGGCUCCUAUAAUUGCAGGGGUUGCAAAAGCGAUGGGUAUAUUGACGGUUGGUAUUGUCACAACGCCUUUCUCAUUUGAGGGACGGAGAAGAGCAGUCCAGGCUCAGGAAGGGAUUGCAGCCCUCAGAGAUAAUGUUGACACUCUUAUUGUUAUUCCAAACGACAAGUUACUUGCAGCAGUCUCUCAGUCUACUCCAGUUACAGAAGCAUUUAAUCUGGCAGAUGAUAUACUUCGUCAAGGAGUCCGCGGAAUAUCUGAUAUCAUCACGAUUCCUGGAUUGGUCAACGUGGAUUUUGCUGAUGUGAGGGCUAUAAUGGCAAAUGCAGGUUCUUCGUUGAUGGGAAUAGGAACUGCAACAGGAAAGACUCGAGCAAGAGAUGCUGCAUUAAACGCGAUCCAAUCACCUUUGUUAGAUAUUGGCAUUGAGAGAGCCACUGGAAUUGUUUGGAACAUAACUGGUGGAAGUGACUUAACCCUGUUCGAGGUAAAUGCUGCUGCAGAAGUGAUUUACGACCUUGUUGAUCCGACAGCCAAUCUUAUAUUUGGUGCUGUGGUGGAUCCAUCCUAUAGUGGUCAAAUAAGUAUUACCCUAAUAGCAACCGGUUUCAAACGCCAAGAAGAAGGAGAAGGGAGGCCACUUCAGGCGACGCAAGCGGAUGCAUCAAUGGGAGCCACAAGACGUCCUUCGUCAUCAUUCACCGAAGGCAGUUCCAUAGAGAUCCCAGAGUUCUUAAAGAAGAAAGGUCGCUCUCGCUAUCCUCGCCUCUAGACCCACUUUGGAUCACUCUACAUGAGAUUUGUUGAAUGUAAGGAGAAGGAAUGAUUUGGUGUGGCUAUGUAAAUUACCUCUCUGGUGAUUCUUUAAUAGGUUGUUAGAAAUGAUUUUACUAUAGUACUAUAAUAAUGUUAUUUGACUUGACAGAUGAUAAAUCUCAGUAUCUGCCACUCUGUUUCAAGAUUUUGCCUUUGGAUAAAUGGAUAGAAAAAAUAAAAUGGUUGUUUAAAA